Owenia fusiformis is the source of this 2091-nucleotide messenger RNA. NCBI's taxonomy places the organism in Eukaryota, Metazoa, Annelida, Polychaeta, Sabellida, Oweniidae. The record is from the annotation of a GenBank genome assembly.
AAGCUUUUAUUAUUAGCUUCUGUAGCAUGCCUCUUAAUCUAUUGGGUUUUAUUUACCAUAACAACAGCAGGUAAUUAACCACAAUUGAUCAAUUAAGACAUUUUUCUUAUCACUAAUGAAGACUAUUCAGGUAUUUCAUUGAGUGUAGUUUAUAAAGUCAUUUGGUUACAUUUGACUAAAUUGAGAGAUUUAUUUGAGAUACAGAUUUUUGGCACUAUUCAUGGCAUCUUCAAAUAGUAUAUGGAGAAUGGAUAAAGCACCAUCAAUACAGGAAGAUGUGUAUCAUCGUGUCCGUCUAUACAGAUCACCAAAACAGACUUAUACAAAAGGGACGAGAAUAAUGUAUGAAUACAAUGGGCUUACUGGCAACAACUGGCUAAGUUCCAUUGGAAUAGAGAAUCGGGAAUCUCAAAAACAUUUGCAAAUUAAUACACCCAAAAGACAAAGGCCAAUUACGCCUGUUAUUAAAAUAAAUAGUAUUCUAGAGCUUGGGAUAAAAGAACGUGCUAAAAGUGCAAAUGCCAUUCUUGGACGGAGACAUUUUGAUACAAAAGAUAGUGCCUUAUGUGGAGACAAUGUUAUGACAUGUAAAUCUGUAUUUCCGAAAUCUCAACAGAUUGAUGGAAUCAACGAUAUAUGUAACGAUACAGUCUGUGAUGGUGCUAAUACAACGAGAAAUGGAUCAAUCUCAUUGGACCUAUCAGAACUCCCAAAAAUAGACCCCAUGAUACAAUGUAAGGAAUUUAUAUAUAAUGAUAAAUUCCAAAACAGACCACAAACACAUAUCGGCUAUCAUCACAUUAAACGUCCAUUUGAAAAUUGGCAUCAAAAUAAGACGGAGAAUGUUAAGGAGGAAUUCCCUAACUUGAAUAUUAGACAACUCAUCGCUUGUAGACAAAAUGCUAAACAGGUAAAAGAGGGGACAAACGAGAAUGAUGGUGUAAAAGAUAAGCAGACAAGUGAACAAACAACAGUAUUUGUUGAGCAAGAAACCGUUUGCUUUAACACUAUCGACAAUAUGAAAAAAGCAUUUGCAGAAAGAGUAAAAUCAGCCCCUGUCCAACCUCAUAAAGAUCCAAUCAAUGAUAAAGAAGGUGGAAUUUCUAAUAAGGGAAUAUGGGAAUCCAAGGACCCUUAUCUUGCAUUCUUGAAAAGUAAAAAGACACAGGUUUCUAGACAGAAGAACGUGACCAAAAUAAGAGGGUCUUUCCUGAAACCAUUGAUGUACAGUGAAGAUCUUGAUAUAUGCUGCCAUAACCAUGGCAAAUGUAAUGAUUGUUUCAAAGCUUGCUUGGCAUCGGACGAUGUUGUUGAAAAAGUGAAAAAUGACAAUAGACAAGGCAAACUUGUGAAAUCCACAAGAAAAGUGAGGCCCAAACCGAAGUUGUUAUUGAAAAGAAUGAACAAAUCAUAUGAUGAGUCUUGGAAACCAAAAUGAACUGACACUGCGUUUGCAGAAUAUGAGUUCGAUUGAAGAGUAUUCUCCAGUAUGAGUCUGUGUUUCAUGCCAAAAAAGUGAAGUUGGCUAUCUAAACUUGAAUUUCACGAAGAGGUUAUACAGGGUGGCCAAGUCUCUGUAGUUUAUGGAAAUCUGUAUUGUAAAUCUUGCACGGCCGUUCUGGGUCAUGCAGUUUGUACUAUCAAUACAAGUAAUAUUCUUUUCAAAUUAUUAAAUAUGUAUGUCUUAGAAAUGGGCAUUCCUCUGUUCAAAAAGUCUUAUAUAGCACUUUUUUACAAUUUUGAUGGAUUCAAUUAAUAUCAUUCAGUAAUGGUAUUCUGUUGUUAAACUUUGCUACCUAGUUAACACACUAUGAAAUGCAAAAAGUAAAUAACCAACAAAAUGAAGUCUUGUGAUAAAACAUGUUAAUUGAACAUUGUCUUUAUGCAUGUAUUAGCAGUUUUCAAUUCAAUUCAGCUUUAUUUUUUACUUAUAUAUAGUAUUAACGUUUUACACGAAGUUGAGAACUGAAUCGUUUUUUGGCAUUCUGGGUAAAUGCUAAGGCGGCUACCUUUCCAUCCCGAAAACUGUAUUCUAUUCAUGGGUGUGAUCCUGUUCACUCUAUGUCUUGUUUGUUUCGUCUUAAAAAGCAC